CAGCGCAGGCAGCAGGUUUAGUUAGUGUGUGUGAGGGGUGUGUGUGUGUAGGAGGCUGAGGCAAGCAGCCUGCCAGAGAGUGAAGGGGGGGAGAGAUGUGAACCUUACUACAGUGGUGGCUGCAGACACUAAUUUGGGGGACAGUUAUGGGCUGCAAAGCCAGCAGAUUAUGUUGCCUACGAGCCAGGAACAAGAAACAACGAAAAGAAAAACGGAAGGAGACCUCUCAAGAGCUGAAUGAUCCAACUGAUAAUUUCCAUGGCCUUAAUGACUUGCUCCAGAAAAUCGCUCACCAUGAGCAGGAGAUUAAAGAGAUCCUUCAGAAACACCAGGAGGAGAAGCGAUCCAUGGCAGAGGUCCACAAGACCGAGAUGGAGGCUCAAAAACAAGAGUUGCUGGAACAGGUGCGGAGAGAUAGAGAUGCUGACGUAGAAAAGCGCCUUUCCGAGCAGGCCUCGGCAAUGAAAAAAGAACUGGACGCGAAGUUUGCAGAGCUGCAGGCAGCUUAUGAACAGGAAAAUCUUUUACUGAAAGAGAACUAUGAAGAAAUAACCACUUCCCUUCAGGAAACUGUUAUUGGGUUAAAUUCCCAGCUGGCGUCCUUCCAAGAAAAAAUGAAGCGCGUGGAGGAGUCGGUCUUAAAUCAGGAUUACAAGAAACACAUUGAGGAUCAUGGAAGCCCUGGUCAGUUCUGGGAGCAAGAGCUGCAGAGCCUGCACUUUGUCAUUGAAAUGAAGCGGGGACUGAUCCAGGAGCAGGAGAAAAAACUUUUUAAACACCAGGAAAUAGCUGACAGAAAUCUAGAGCUUGAAGAAAAAGUCAGCAGGAUGGAGCAUGAGAUAGAAGCUCUAACAGCAAAGAUUCAGAACCAAACAGCCAUCACUAUCCGUUUGACAGAGGAAUUGCUGAGUUCCCAAAAUGCCCUAGAAAAGGAACAGCAGCUCCGUGAACAACUUCAGUGGGAAAAGGAGCAGUAUCUGUACCAGGCGGUAAAUGGGGAAGGUCCUCGGCCACUCUCACUGCCAACCAGCACAAAGGAAGUAUCUCUGAUGGCAACCUAGAACUGUGUCCUGCCGAACAUCCUUGACUAUGGUUCCAACACCGUUCUGUUUACUGAAAAAGCAGCGUCCCAUCAGUAAUAAGACACAAACGGCCAUAGGUCACAAACAAACUUUCGUUAUUUAUUUUUAAUGUUUUUUUCCUUGCCAGUGGAUAUUUUUUUUUUUUUUUCGACCAUUCCAGGAAUCUUAAAAUCUUCAUCACAGUUGAAACCCUUGUGUGUCACUCAUCACUCUGUUGUAAAAUAUAUGCUUUGCUCUUCCACCCCAGUACACACAAAUUGCCAAAAAAGCACAUUUAUGCAUUAUUUUAGUUUUAUUCUUUUAGAAAUGAAGCACUUGAGGUUAUUUCUGACUCUGGGGCCUUGGUGCCUCGCUGCAAUAGGGUGCCCGGUUGUCGAAAUGCCGCAGAAGCCUUAGAAUGUACAUAACGGCCGUGUGUUGCUUACUUGAAAUAAUACACACGUUUAGUCACUAAAACUUAAGUGGAGGUGUGAUGAACAGUUACCUAUAGAUUAGGAAACACUAAACCCAAUGACAUAUGGAACAAGAUCCUCCGUUAUUAUUCUACUCACUUAGUACUCUAGCAUUUCUCUACAGCUCACCUACAAGUGUCUCUGAUAAUCUGUUUCUUCCACCAAGUAAGCCUGUUUUGCUGUUUUGACGGUAACUUUGGAGGGAAAAAAAUAUAUAUCUGCACAACUGCACUUUUGUUAAUGGGAAUAUGCCACUAAAUUAAUAUUGAACAGUGCCAAAAAUAAAGAACACAAAUACACUGGACUAUCUGAACUACGAAAUUAAAAUAUUUUCACGAAUGCCAAAGGGACUGAGACAACCUUUUUUUAUUUUUUUUAUUCUUAUGUUUUGGGCUAUAUGAGAAUAUCUCUAUACACUUGUCUUGAGCUUUACAUUUGCUUGUCAUUUUGAUAGGACAACGUAGGGAUGAAGAUGUUUAAAAAGAACCAAAGGAGGACUCCUUAGCUCCCAGUGAUAUAAGUACCCCAAAAUGUUAAAACCACAACGAAGGGACCGAAAUAACAAGCUCUACAAAUCAAUGAGGGAAGUACGUGGUAGGGAGCAAUUUCUUCAACCCUUAAGACCUAUAAGAAAGUCCAGCAAA
Spea bombifrons (plains spadefoot toad) is the source of this 2178-nucleotide messenger RNA. RefSeq names its product coiled-coil domain containing 69 (gene CCDC69). The transcript is spliced from 9 exons. Lineage: Eukaryota; Metazoa; Chordata; Amphibia; Anura; Pelobatidae. Bases 147 to 1061 code for a protein of 304 amino acids. The record is from RefSeq and is a predicted model, not a curated record. Gene Ontology annotation, cellular component: nucleus; cytoplasm. Gene Ontology annotation, molecular function: microtubule binding.